Messenger RNA from Phacochoerus africanus (Common warthog), 2202 nucleotides. RefSeq names its product zinc finger protein 550 (gene ZNF550). The record is from RefSeq and is a predicted model, not a curated record. The transcript is spliced from 4 exons. NCBI's taxonomy places the organism in Eukaryota, Metazoa, Chordata, Mammalia, Artiodactyla, Suidae. Gene Ontology annotation, cellular component: nucleus. Gene Ontology annotation, biological process: regulation of transcription by RNA polymerase II. Bases 156 to 1400 code for a protein of 414 amino acids. Gene Ontology annotation, molecular function: RNA polymerase II transcription regulatory region sequence-specific DNA binding; DNA-binding transcription factor activity, RNA polymerase II-specific.
CCUGGGUCAGUUCGCCCUGGAUCCUCGGAGUCUGGCGGGGAGGGCCGCAAGGAGGACCCGCGUGCGCCUUUGUGCGACCUGGGCGAGGGUCACGUGAGCCCACUAGCCUACCGCUCUCCAGCGCCCUAGCGUGGCGCCGCACUCGCCGCGCUCCGAUGGCGGCGUGGGUGACCGCGCGGCAGGUGUCGGUGACCUUCAAGGAUGUGGCCGUGACCUUUACCCAGGAGGAGUGGGGACAGCUUGACCUGGACCAGAGGACCCUGUACUGGGAGGUGAUGCUGGAGACCUGUGGGCUCCUGGUUUCACUGGGGCAUCCAGUUCCCCAGCCGGAGCUGACCCACCUGCUGGAGCAUAGGCAGGAGCUGUGGCCAGUCACGAGAGGCCGCUCACGUCGCACGUGCACAGGUGACAGGGCAAAAUGUCAGACCGAAGAGCCAAGCACGUCUCAAUCAGUUUUGUCCGAGGGAGCCUCGCUCCAAGGAAGCCUGACUCUGGGGUCUUCAAGGGACUCUAGCCGGGGGCAAGCCAGGGAUCUGGAAGGGCUUUUGGACAUGCAGAGAGGUCAACUGAGGCCAGAGACAGACGCCCACAAGGAGACCCAUCCUGGGAAAAGGAGCCUUGACAAUGAUGGGUUGGGCCCAGAUGACAGUGUGGCACAGGAAAGCAUCUCUCAGAGAGAUGUCCUCCAUGACCGUGACCCCCAGGGACCAGGACAAGGCCCCCUGGUUCAUAACCUCUACAAAUGCAAGCAGUGUGGCAAGGGCUUUAGCAGGAAGUGGUACCUUGUUCGCCAUCAGCGGAUUCACACUGGCAUGAAGCCCUACGAAUGCAACGCGUGUGGGAAAGCCUUCAGCCAGAGCUCAACGCUCAUCCGCCACUACCUCAUCCACACGGGGGAGAAACCGUACAAGUGCGCAGAGUGCGGGAAGGCCUUCAAACGCAGGUCCUACCUCCUGCAGCACCAGCCGAUCCACACCGGGGAGAAGCCCUAUGUGUGCAGCCAGUGUGGAAGGGCCUUCAGCCACCGCUCUACUUUCAUUCGCCACAGUAGGACCCACACUGGAGAAAAACCCUUCGAAUGCAAAGAGUGUGCGAAGUCCUUCAGCCACAGGGCACACCUCAUCCAGCACUACAUCAUCCACACAGGCGAGAAGCCCUACGACUGCACCGAGUGCGGGAAAGCCUUCAGGUGCGGCUCCGAGCUGCUGCAGCACCAGCGGCUCCACACCGGGGAGAAGCCUUUCGAGUGCGGCCAGUGUGGGAAGGCCUUUCACCGGAGCACGUACCUGCUGCAGCACUCGGUCAUCCACACCGCGGAGACGCCCUUCGGGUGCGCCAAGUGUGGGAAGGCCUUCAAACGCAGGUCCCACCUCCUGCAGCACCAGCGGGUUCACACUUGAGCAGAGGGCCUUCCCCUGCCGCUCCGCCUUCACCAUUGGUGAGGGCAUCUAGGCUGGAGGGAGAACCCUCUGAGUGCAAAGAAUGCUGGAAAGGGUUUGGGGGCAGCUCUUGAAACGCAGAAGUAGUCCCCUUGGAGAGGCGCCUCGGGGAUGCCAUGAAAAGCAGAGAAUUUAUGCUGCAGAGGAACCAUGUCACCGGUGGGUGCAGCUCCAUCAGCAGCAGCGACCAUUCCCGGGAAGGACGUUGUGAGGAUUCCCAGAAGGACACCCUCAGCAGAAAGAAGAGAAUCUUCCUUUGUCCUGAGAGUAUGUAGUGAAGAGGCGCCUAUGAGUGCCCUGAGAAAGCCUCCUGUGACAGGUCACCCCUUGUCACACAGAGUCCAGCUGGACCUUGAAAGAGCCUGGGCUUUCCCUGUGUGGAAGCGCAGACGAGACAGACCCAGGGUCGCUGUGCGCUUUUAUCAACCUUCCGCCACAGGGCUGCCCCUUGGUUUGCACUUGAGCCAUCUGAGCAUUAAUGUUAAAAACAAAAAUAAACGGGAGGUGGAGGCAACGGAGACGAAGGCUCUAGACGGCAAAGGCGAAUGCUUCUGCGGGCUCUCGCCAACUCGUGGGCCACGCCUCUUGCAGUUUGGCGUCGCAUUUAUGUCCUGGUCAGGCAAUGUUGGAAAGAGGAAGGGACCCCAGCCCGGAAUUUUUUAAUAUGUAUUUUCUGCCAUCCUGUGUUAGGAAAGUUGGACGGUGAGGGCAACUCUACCGGUUUUUGUUGGAAACCUUUGUUCCAAACAUCUCUGGCCAUUCA